AUGUCCUUCCAAGGUCUCAUUUCUGGCUCGGAAUGUGCUGUUCCUUCAAAUCCUCUCUCGCAGGUUCUGAAACACACUGAGGGUGAUCGCACCCUUCAGCAGGACAGGGUAGCUGGGCCCUCGUCUUCUUCGCUGCAUCACCUCCCGGGGUCUGCACCGGCACAAACCUCUGAGAGAGAUGCGGCAAUGGCCCGCCAGUUCUUCGGCAAUCAGCAGGGCCAUGGAGAGCCCUCAUUCAUGCAUCCUCCUCAGCUCUAUCCUGCUGAAGCGAGCCGUCUCAAUGGGAUAAACCGAUCCUCUGACUUGGACGCCGUUUGGUCCAAAGAACAGCCACAGCAAAUCUAUCAUAGCGGCGGACCUGCGCGCUGGGCAACUGAGUUUGGUGCAUCAGGUCAGAUGUACAUGCCGUCCAACUCCUCAACACAGAUCAGUUCUGCUCCUCUCAAUAACCAAGGCCCUUCAUACGCCGUGCCACGCUCAACAUUCAUGAAUUCAACGUCAAUGGGGAGUUAUGGGAUGUCUAUUGGACCAUCGGCCUUCCAGAACUACGAUCCAGGGUUCCAAUCUGCCACUGUUGGAAAAGGCAAAGGCAAAGAAAUUGACUUCGAUGCUGCUUUUGACCAAGCUGCUGCCAUGCUCCGCCCUAUCGGCAACGAAACUUCUCGGAUAGUUGAGCUUGAUGACACGACGACGCUGGAGGAGGCACUCAAGGAAAUCCAGCUCGAUCAGAGCAGCGAAAGCGGCACUAAAUCUGAUUUUGCUUCAGCAUGGGAGCAACUUCAAACUUCUGAGAAGCCUCCGGCACAAGAAGACAUGGCGAAAUGGGAAGCUGAGUUUAAUCAACUCAUGGCGGCAGACCGCGAGGAAAAUGAUUACGACUACGGAGCCGCAAUGCAGGACGCCUGGGCGAAUAGUCACUCGGGAGAGAACGGUUUUGUUGAGGAGCCCGUCAAAUUUGACGAAGAAGGGAUUCCUAUCCUGUCUGAUUAUGCCUUUGAAUCGAGCAACAAAUUCUUGGAUGGAUCAACACUGGUGACCUCCCCCUUAAGCGAGGCCAAAGCAUUACUCGAUAGGGGUGGCUCGCUAUCCGAAGCUGCCUUACUUCUCGAAGCUGCGAUCCAGAAAGGAGAGCUUGGCGAAGGAGGUUACGAAGCGUGGAUACUGCUGGGCGAAACAAGGAACAUGGACGAACGAGAGGAGCUGGGGAUGCGUGCCUUAGCGGAGGGCGUUAAACGAGCAGAAACCGCCAAUGCUUCUGGUGCAGGGAUGAUAUCACUCGCCAUCUCUUACACCAAUGAAUCAUAUGAGAGGGCAUCGUAUGUUAUGCUACUACGCUGGCUGCGUGCUCGAUUCCCGUCGCAUCCGAUACCCGAGACCACUCAGCAAGCAGUGGCGUCCCAUUCAACCUGGGACUCUCAUGAGAAGAUCACCGAUGCAUACUUAUCAUUAGCCAGGCAACAAUACAGUCAGGGCAUCGUGGAUCCUGAUGUGCAGAUUGCUCUCGGUAUACUCUUCUACAACACAGGAGAGUACACCCGUGCCAAGGAUUGCUUCGAGGCUGCUCUCAGUCAGCGCCCCGAAGACUGGCUUCUCUGGAACAGAUUAGGAUCCUCAUUAUCCAACGGGAACAAACCCGAGGAGGCCCUCGGUGCUUACCGCGAGGCACUAAACCUCCGGCCAACGUAUACCCGGGCUAUCUACAAUGUCGGCGUCGCCUGUAUGAAUAUCGGAGCGCACAAAGAAGCCGCCGAGCACUUCCUUAGCGCGUUGAGUAUGCAAGAAACCAAUGGUGGUGGCCGCACCAGCGAACAGCUGUGGUUUACUCUUAGACGCGCCUUCCUCGCUAUGAACCGGAGUGACCUUGCCGAGAUGGCCAAACCCGAGACCCAUGCCAACCUUGACGCUUUCAGACAGCAGGGCAUGGAUUUCUAGGCACUAUAGCGGAUAUACAGUACGACCCCUUUAUCGCGAUGUACUAGACGAUUCUCUACCGCAUGAUUCAUCUUGAUGAUUGACAGCUUGUAUGGAUGCGCGCCCUUGUUGUCGAAGUUCUUCGAAACUCAAGCGGGUACACCCCCUUCCAUCUUUCAUCUUGAUGAGAGGCGAGGACACUGCCUAUCGCGGGCCAUGGGCCGUACACCGCACACGGAUGGGUGAGAUGAGUGUGCUGGCACAUGU
Coniophora puteana RWD-64-598 SS2 is the source of this 2178-nucleotide messenger RNA. RefSeq names its product TPR-like protein. Gene Ontology annotation, molecular function: protein binding. The record is from RefSeq and is a predicted model, not a curated record. The transcript has 10 exons. Gene Ontology annotation, cellular component: peroxisomal membrane; cytosol. Gene Ontology annotation, biological process: protein import into peroxisome matrix, docking. Lineage: Eukaryota; Fungi; Basidiomycota; Agaricomycetes; Boletales; Coniophoraceae. Bases 1 to 1932 code for a protein of 643 amino acids.